AUGCCCCCGUCCUCUCACUCUGGGAUGGACUGCAGUGCUUACGAGCUGGACCCCCUGGAGGUCCCCCCUCUCACCCCCACCAGUAAGGAGGUCCUCAGCCAGGCGGUGAAGGCCAGUUUCGCUGGAUUUGCCCAGGAGAGAAUCAACCAUCACUUCCCACAGGAGCCCACCCUGUGGUCGGAGUGGGAGGUGAACUACUGGCUGGACUGGUGCCAGGCGGAGUUCGGUCUCCACGGCCUGGGCUCCGACCUCAGAGGCCUACCGGGCAGCGGGCUGGGCCUCAUGUCGGACUGCACCGCGGGGGAGAUCCUGUGGGAGCACCUGGAGACCAUGAGGACAGGUGAGGUGUGGUCCAAUCAACAGGCGGACGCCUCAGAGCCGCUGAGCGGUUCCUCCGUCCUGGUUCUUGUUCAGAACACAAGACUCUCCUGUUACUUCGAUUCUCCAGAGAACGAAUACGACGGAUCAACUCCGUCUUACUGCGAGCUGCUCAUCAACAAAGACGUAGUUCAGGAGCCUCCAGAUGAACAGCUCCUCUCGCUGCAGCCGGAGGAACAUCACGACUACGAUCUGUUCACCAGCCAGGAGCCCCGGAGCCACAUGAAGGACGCCCUGCUGAGAGGAGAGGCCGACUCAGAGGUGGACGUUGCUCACAGCGACAACUCUGACAUUGUGGGCUUGCUGUCGUGGACCGCUCCACUCCGAGGCCCGGAGCCGGUGGACACCAUGUCCGGGGACGUCUUCACCACUCGUACACAAGAGCUUCAGAGAGUUCCGGGCAGAGCCGUCAUGCCAGCAGAGAUCCUCGCCGGCUGCACUGGAAGUAGUCCCAUUCAGCUGUGGCAGUUUCUGCUGGAGCUUCUAGACCGCAGCUGUCAGUCAUGCAUCAGCUGGACGGGAGACGGGUGGGAGUUCAAGCUCACGGACCCCGAUGAGAGAACAAUAGAACAUGUUCCUCCUCAUGCUGCAGCUCUGUCUCCAGUGGCCCUGCUGUGGGCUCAGAGGAAGAACAAACCCAAGAUGAACGAUGAGAAGCUGAGUUCGGGUCUGCGGUACGACGACAAGAACAUCAUCCGCAAGACGGCCGGCAAGCGCUACGUCUACCGCUUUGUCUGCAACCUGCAAGGCCUGCUGGGAUACGAGCCCGGGGAGCUGCACGCCAUGCUGGACAUCGGGGACAAGAACGGCUAACUCGACCCACACAACAGAGACACUUUCCAUUCGGGGUCCUUCAGUUUAGGACUCUCUAUCAGUGUCUAUGAGAACGGACCCUCAGCGGCUCAGCAGGCGGGACACAGAGGUGUUGAGGGGUGAUUUGGGGGAUUCUCCUCAUAUACGUUCUGAGCCUUAAUGGAUGAAAUGUAGCACUUCAUCUUAAUUAUUAUUCCUGUCAAACAAUUAAACACAGCAAAUACAUCUCCUCUGGGUUAUCAAAGUACUGGAGGCCCCAGUGGAGACCCAGGCAGACGUGAGUCUCCUAGACUGGCGUUGAGCCCUGAACCAGCUCAACAGGAGCCCUGCCGAGAGUCUCCUGAGCAGAGAUCACUGCUGGCUGGACUAAUGGAACCUAAUGGAUGAAUUCACUCACGCCUCCUUCGGCCCUCAGUGGGCUGUGUGGGUGACUCCUGCAGAGCGAUGAACAACAUGUACCCCUCACAAGGCUGCUUUGAGUGAUGCCUUGUCCUUUCAUUCUUCAGACAGCAGGGGCUCCAUUUCUGCUCCUGUGGAUUUCAAAAGGACUCCUUUCAGUUCUGCUGGGCGGAUUUAUGAUGUAUAUCAUGUAUAUAUACUCAUGUAAAUAGAAAUGUGUCUAUUCAGGUUAUGUAACAGAAAACAGAAAGCUUUUCAUUUUCUACUGGUUUGUAGGGAGUUUAACUUUUGUUAGUAGUGGUAUUGUGUAAAUGUACUGUGGGAUGAAGGUUCCACAGCAUGAGGCCCCGUGUCUCUGAAUAAGUCUAGAACACCGGAUAUCAAGUGACAGCACGUUUACUGUUGAUCAAAUAUGUUUGAAUUGUUUAAGGCCCAGGUAUCUCAUGAUGAGUCACAAGGGCCGCUGAGUCGAGGCAGUGUGUCACGUUUACUCCUGAUUCAUCCAACACAAACGCCUCAGAGAGCAGAAUGACGGCUCCUGUGUGGUCAGAGCAUUUGAUUGGUUGCUGUCAGUCGGACUACAGAUGGGAUUUUGCUGGACAAUGAGUGAAAUUAUUCCGAUUGUAUGAAUAAUGCUUGUAUAUUCAUUAAAGGUCUAUUUGCAGUGGCGUUGGAAGUUGACCUGGAGGCGGGCUUUAUGAAAGGAUGACAUGAACACUACGGGACCUUUUGG
Pseudoliparis swirei is the source of this 2323-nucleotide messenger RNA. RefSeq names its product protein C-ets-2-like. Gene Ontology annotation, cellular component: nucleus. The record is from RefSeq and is a predicted model, not a curated record. Gene Ontology annotation, molecular function: DNA-binding transcription factor activity, RNA polymerase II-specific; sequence-specific DNA binding. Gene Ontology annotation, biological process: regulation of transcription by RNA polymerase II; cell differentiation. Lineage: Eukaryota; Metazoa; Chordata; Actinopteri; Perciformes; Liparidae.